This is a messenger RNA of Lachancea mirantina, 837 nucleotides long. Lineage: Eukaryota; Fungi; Ascomycota; Saccharomycetes; Saccharomycetales; Saccharomycetaceae. The record is from the annotation of a GenBank genome assembly.
AUGCUGGGGAAACACAAAGAUGUACCAGUUUGUCAGUUCACGGCCGUGCAGCCGACUAUCGAGAACGUGAUACCAUACACACAAUAUCAGCAAACGCAACCGCGGCUGAAGGGCUACUACACCUUUGAGCAAAGCGAGCUUCCCGUGCUUUACGGCGGUGGACGCCAGUUUCUGCUCGGGAGACUGGCUGAUCUGGGUGAAGUUUCCAGCGUGUCAAACAUGGAAUUGGUGGAUCUUUUCGUGUUGGGCGCUCACAUGGUCAUAUGGAUUCGCGCGCUGGACAGAGGCCUCCAGAUUCCGUACCAACGCAUAGUAUACCACGGUGUGCGGAAUAUUCCGGAUCCCGAGCAGCAGAAUGCAGGCCAUGCGCUCGAAAUCCUGCUGAACGUCGAGAAGGACGACACUUUAGCGCAGUUGUUCCCAGGCCCAGACCACGCGGCCGCAGGAAAUGAUCCGCUCACGGCGCUCGAAUACACGAUGUCGACCGUGGAGCUGGUUUUGCGGCCGCGGUACGCGGAUUUCGAAAGACACUACAACGAAGAGGUGGAAAGCCUUUUCAAUUUUAAGGAUUUCGGCCUGAACCGGGGCGACACGCUGGUUCGGAACUGCAACAGCGCGAUUGCGACCUGCAUGGAGUUCUACAGCAUGGAAGACGACAGCGACGACGAACAAACACAAAGCGAACAGGAGUUUACGGGUCUGGGUGAGUUGGUGCACGAAAACGGGUGGGACGCAGGCAUGGCGAUGGAGUUCUACGGUAACGAACAGGUCAUUGGCCGCAAACAGCCGUUUUCGUCUGAAUUGAAUUCCGAGGCAUCCCGGAAAACUAGGCGGUAG